UCAGUUAUGUCGGUGGGAGGAACUACAGAUCCCUCAGAAUUUUAGAUACGCCACUGACAUGAUGUAGAUGAAAAUAAAAGAAGAAAACAAACUUAAUAGAUAAUUAACAAUUUAUAUUGACAAGCUGUCAAUAUAAAUAAAUAAGCUGUCGGGGAUUAAUUGCCGGAAAGUGUAUCCGGUAAUCAUCUGAAAUAAGAAACAAGAUACAGGAUAAGAAGUCGCAAUCCAAGGCGUCGUAGAGACAAACCUUACCACAACGCAAUUGUAUAUUUAAGAUUCAGAUUUCGAACACUUUCAUAUAGGUUGAUGGAAACACAGUACCAUAUCAUUGUAAAUAUCUUCAAUCAUGUGUUUAAUAAUUACUCUUGUCAACUUUGAACUUUAUAUUAUUCUAGUACUAACAGGUCUAAUCACAGUGUAUUUCACAUUUAUUAAUUGGACUAAUUUAAGAAGAAUAUUUAAAACCCUUCCAAGGGAUACUAAAAUAAUAAAAGACUUUAUAACAUAUUUUGCAAAAAUAAGAAUACUCAAAUUAAGAGGUUACGAUACAUAUGCUAAAAUAUUUAAAACUUUAGUUAUAAAACAUCCAAAUAAAAUUGCAUUCAAGCAUGAGGAUUCAACAUGGACAUUUCAAGAGGUAGAGAACUACAGUAAUAAAAUAGCAAAUUAUUUUAAAGAAAAAGGUUUUAAACGAGGUGAUAGUGUAGCAUUAUUUAUGGAAAGCUGUCCAGAAUAUGUUAGCAUUUGGUUAGGUUUAUCAAAAAUUGGUGUUGUAGUUGCAUUAAUUAAUAGUAAUCUACAAUAUGAAACAUUAUUGCAUUCAAUAAAAGUAUCAAAUUGUAAAACAAUUAUUACAGACACGGGACACAUUGAUACGUUAUCAAACAUACUUACAGAUAAAAAUAACGGGUUGUUUAGUUCAAAACGAAUAUACUUGAAAACUGGCCGUAUAAUUAAUUCUAUUAAAUAUAUCAACCUAGUCCAAGUGGUUAUCCUAGACAAAGAAUUAGCAGAUGUAUCUACAAAAUCUCCAGAAGAUGAUAUUCAUUUGGGUUCUUCUAAUGAUGAAAUGCUUUAUAUAUACACAUCUGGUACAACAGGAUUACCUAAAGCUGCAAUUAUGACUCAAUCAAGAGCCAUAUACAUAGCUAUGGGAACCAAACACGUAGCUGGAAUCAAUGAAAACGAUAUUUUAUAUACUCCUUUACCUUUAUACCAUACUGCUGGUGGUAUAUUAGGAGUAGGCUCUGUACUUUUAGGUGGAUCAACUUGUGUAAUUAAGUCUAAGUUUUCUGCAUCAAAUUAUUGGAAAGAUUGUAUUAAAUAUAAAUGUACUAUUGCUCAGUAUAUUGGAGAAAUGUGUCGUUAUUGUUUAUCUGUACCUACUUCAGAAUUUGAUACUAGUCAUCAAGUUAGAAUGAUAAUAGGAAAUGGUUUACGCCCCCAAAUAUGGCAAGAAUUUGUCCAAAGAUUCAAUAUACAGAAAAUUGUUGAAUUUUAUGGUGCUACAGAAGGAAACGCCAAUAUGAUGAAUGCUACUAAUAAAAUUGGUGCAGUAGGUUUCAUUCCUAUUAUUGCUCAACUAUUUUAUCCUAUAACAUUGAUAAAAGUUGAUCCAGUAACUAAUGAACCUUUACGAGGAAGUAAUAAUCUAUGUAUUGAAUGUGAAAUUGGAGAACCUGGAUUAUUGAUUGGUAAAAUCAAAAAUACAACUGAAAAUUCAUUUACUGGUUAUGUAGAAAAAACAGCUACUAAUAAAAAAAUUAUUAAGGAUGUUUUUCAAAAGGAUGAUAAAUUUUUUAAUACUGGCGAUGUUCUUGUUCGCGAUGAAUUAAACUUUUACUAUUUUAAAGAUCGUACUGGAGACACAUUUAGAUGGAAAGGUGAAAAUGUUUCUACAAAUGAAGUGGAAGCCGUAAUAAGCAGCAUAAUUGCACAGAAAGAUUGUAUUGUUUAUGGUGUUGAGAUACCUUACACAGAAGGCAAAGCUGGUAUGGCAGCAAUUUUUGACAAGAAUGGAGAAAUAGAUUUAAAUGAUUUGAUAAUAGGAAUUAAUAAAUCACUUCCAAACUAUGCUCGACCAUUAUUUUUACGCAUUAUAAAAGAAUCUAUCUCGCUGACUGGUACUUUUAAAUUGAAAAAAAAUAAUUUACAAAAUGAUUCAUACAAAUUAGAAAAAAUCAGUCAAGAUUGUAUAUAUUUCAAUGAAGGCAAUAAAUUUAUUCCAUUUACUCAAGAAUUAUACAAAAAAAUUAAAAGUGGCAAAAUCAGAGUUUAGUAAAUAUAAAGAAAUCAUAAAAUUUUACUUUAAAUUAUAAAUCAUCAUUGACUAACUAAUAAAAUAUUUGUGAUGAUUAAUAAAUCUUAAUUUUUUUAAUAUGUACAAUUUUCUUAGUUGCAUUAAUGAAGUUUGUUAUAAAUAAAUAUUUUAAUAAUUAUAAAAUUUAGAAAAUUAUAAAUAUUUUAGCAAUAUUUUAAAAUUGUAUAACAAUUUUUAUUUAAAAAAUUAAUAGAUUAAGUUAAUUGA
Molecule: messenger RNA, 2527 nt
Organism: Daktulosphaira vitifoliae (grape phylloxera)
Lineage: Eukaryota; Metazoa; Arthropoda; Insecta; Hemiptera; Phylloxeridae
Product: long-chain fatty acid transport protein 4-like
Exons: 14
Coding region: 347-2278 (643 amino acids)
Biological process (GO): triglyceride homeostasis
Cellular component (GO): endoplasmic reticulum
Molecular function (GO): long-chain fatty acid-CoA ligase activity; long-chain fatty acid transmembrane transporter activity
Source: RefSeq, a predicted model, not a curated record